GUGAAAACCAUCAACUUGUUAAUUGUGUCAUCUUUCUCUUCCUCUCUCAGGAACCCAUACUCUGCACUAUGACCUCAUGGCCUUGUCUCUGGAGGCGUCAAGGAAGUCCCAAUUCAGGGCCCAGGGAUACAUUGACAAUGAGCUCUUCCUGCGCUAUGAUGGCUACAGGAGAAGAGCAGAACCCUGGGGGCCUAGGAUCAAGGGACAUAGAGGAGCUGAGAUCUGGACAAGAGAGACUGAGGACAUGCAGGAGAAGGAGGAGCAACUCAGGAGGAUGCUGACUGAGGUCAUGACCCAGAAGGGCCAGCAUGGAGGCAUUCACACCCUUCAGGCAACUUUUGGCUGUGAAACCCAAGGAAACAACACUGGAAGCUUCUGGCGCUUGGGCUAUGAUGGGCAAGACUUCCUCACCUUUGACCAGAAGAGCCAAACGUGGAAAGCGGCUGUGCCUUCAGCACACUCAUCUAAGAAAAUCUGGGAGAGGCAUGGCCCCAGCGUGGAUCAAGUUAAGACCAUUCUAAACAGCAUAUGUCCUGACCGUCUACAGAGAUAUUUGAUUUAUUUGGAGAACGAGUUGAUGGAUACAGGUCCCCCGAAGGUGACAGUGUCCAGAAGGCCAUACCCAGUGGGCAGGAUCACCCUGACGUGCCGGGUUUUUAAUCUGUAUACUCCUGUGGCCACCUUGGCCUGGCUUCAGAAUGAGAGGCCAAUACAGCAGCAUUCAUUUGGCCCUGGGACCAUCCUUCCCAGUGGAGAUGGGACCUUCCAGACCUGGGUGUCUAUUUGGGUUCUUCCUGGACAGGAACCACACUUCACCUGCCGCCUGAGGCACCGCAGCAAGAACAUUGAUGUCACUACUGCCCUUGGACCUCAAGCUAGGGAAAGUGAUGGAGCCACCAGCUCUGCUUCUGCUCUUACAGCUUCUGCUUUUCUUGCCAUGUUGGUAUUUCUAGCCAGUGCCUAG
Peromyscus californicus insignis is the source of this 964-nucleotide messenger RNA. RefSeq names its product MHC class I-like protein MILL2. Gene Ontology annotation, biological process: antigen processing and presentation of endogenous peptide antigen via MHC class Ib; positive regulation of T cell mediated cytotoxicity; antigen processing and presentation of endogenous peptide antigen via MHC class I via ER pathway, TAP-independent. The transcript has 4 exons. The coding region runs from base 77 to 964 and encodes 295 amino acids. Gene Ontology annotation, cellular component: external side of plasma membrane. The record is from RefSeq and is a predicted model, not a curated record. NCBI's taxonomy places the organism in Eukaryota, Metazoa, Chordata, Mammalia, Rodentia, Cricetidae.